This is a messenger RNA of Phoenix dactylifera (date palm), 2848 nucleotides long. RefSeq names its product Tetratricopeptide repeat (TPR)-like superfamily protein. Gene Ontology annotation, molecular function: RNA binding; protein binding. Gene Ontology annotation, biological process: RNA modification. The record is from RefSeq and is a predicted model, not a curated record. NCBI's taxonomy places the organism in Eukaryota, Viridiplantae, Streptophyta, Magnoliopsida, Arecales, Arecaceae.
CCUCUCGUGCUCUAUAAUAAAUGAAGUCUCCUCGUUCCAUCCUCUCCCGUUGGCGUUCCAUCCGUCCGUCUGGGAAAAGCCUCUCCGCCCACCACCCGUUCGGCGGAACGCCCCCAAAGGAUUUUUCCUCUUAUCUCAACGCCGACAACCCCAUCUCCACCCUUCUCCUCGCGCUCCGCUGCGGCACACCUCUUCGACCCCAUGACUUCCCUCCCGUCCUGGCCGCGUGCUCCUCCUUCCACAACCUAGGACGUCAAGUCCACGCUCUCAUGCUCAAGACCGCCGUCCAUUCCCAACCCAUUCCCGCCACUGCCCUUCUUAGUAUGCACUCCGGAUGCGGCCGUGUCGACGACGCCCUUUUAGUCUUCGAUGAAAUGCCCGUGAGGGAUGCCGUUGCCUGGAACGCCCUCAUCUCCUGCCUUGUCCGCCACGGCAUCGCCUCCCAUGCAAUUGCGGCCUUCCACUCGAUGGUUGAUGACGGAAUCGCAUUCACCGGGCACACUUUGUGCUCUGUACUGAAAGCUUGUGCCUCCUUGCGUGCCCUUCGGCAGGGGAAGCAGAUCCAUGCUUGGGUAGUCAGCAAUGGUUAUAAUUCCGUGGUCAUGGGUACUGCACUGAUUGAUUUCUAUUCUAGUUUUGGGAUGAUCCAGGAUGCUAUGGAGGUCUUUACCAGAUUGAAUUGCCCGAGGGAUGUUGCGGUUUAUAAUGCUUUAGUUGGUGGGUGCAUCCAAAACCGGCAGUACAAAGAGGCAUUUACAGUGCUUAGAGAAGUGAGGCCAAAUGGUAUCACCCUUACCUCUGCUCUCUCUGCUUGCUCAGAGUUGCUGAAUUUGUCCUACGGGAAGCAAAUACACUGUGUGGUGAUACGCCGUGGCUUUGAUUCAGAUGUUAUCUUGUGUAAUGCCCUUAUGGACUUGUAUGCAAAGUGUGGAGAAAUAACAGCUGCUCGCUUGGUCUUUAAUUUGAUCGCCGAGAAGAAUGUGGUUUCUUGGACUUGUAUAAUUGAUGCCUAUGGGAGUUAUGGACAUGGGACUGAAGCUUUAAUGUUGUUCAGGAUGAUGGAAGAAGGAAAAUGUCAAGAAGUUACACCAAAUGCUGUGACUUUCCUUGCAAUACUUACAGCUUGUGCUCAUUCAGGUAUGGUGGACGAGGGACGGGACUGCUUCUUUUUGAUGAGAGAUAAGUAUGGCAUUGAUCCAGGUCCAGAGCAUUAUGCCUGUUUUAUUGACCUGCUGGGCCGGGCAGGGAGAAUAGAUGAAGCAUGGGAUCUUUAUUGUGGGCUAAGUGAAAAUGCUGGUAAGCUGACACCUGCAGUUUGUGUAGCUAUGCUGAAUGCUUGCCGAACUAGUACGGAUUUGGUGAAAGGGGAUCACGUCGCAAAGCAUCUUCUGCAUCUGGACCGUGAUAACCCUGGAAGUUAUGUCUUGGUUUCAAACUUUUAUGCGGCUGUUGGAAGGUGGGAAGGGGCAGAGGACUUGAGAAAGCAGAUGACGGGCAGAGGGCUGAAAAAGGAGGUAGGUAGCAGCCAGAUUGCCGUCAAAGGUUGCAACUGAGAUACCGUGUUCGACUGGCUAGUUUCUAAGUUUAAAGAGAAUCUCACAAAUUCGAAAGGGAAGAAUUUCUCUUCACAACAUCAGAACAUUUCAGAAGCUGCAAAAUAUGGUUGUUAGCAUUCAGGUAAUACCUCUGGACGGGUGCAGGUGGCAGUUGUUAAUGUCAGGACAUCAGAAUUGAAUGGGAACUUCGAAGCAACACAUACGUUUGAUGGAGAUGGACAUGUGACUCUCUUUGGUCUACCAAGAUGUUUAAUGAAAUUGCCAGGGGAGUUGUCUUAAUAAAAUGGCAAGUCGAGAACUCAAGAUUGCCACGCUGAUCCAGGCCCUCGGACACUGAAUUACUUAACCGGCCCAUCCAGAAGCUUACUUUAUCUUAAAUGAAUGAAUAUAUCAGAAAAAAGAAUUGCCUUGUGCUGUGAUGGUGGAUAAAUGGUGAAUGGUUUUUCCUCGUGAUGAAAGUCAGCUUGAUAUUGAUUCAGACAAUCCAUGCCUGAUGAAAGUUAACCUGAUUUUGAUUCCGACAGUCUACAUUUCCUUGAAGAAUGAAGAAGAGAUCCAGGAUGUAUUUAUGUGUGAUACUGCUCUCUAGCAUAGGCAAUGAUAAAAGAGAAAUUUGUCGUUGAAUUUAUUUAAAUGAUGGUUGACCAUAUGUGAAAUUUCGGCCGAUUGUCUUUACCUUUUUGUGAAGGGCAAGUUUUCUGUAUUGGGAUGGCAUUCUUUUGUAGUUUUUCAAUUGUAUGAUUUCUUCCAAAGAUGGCAAAUUUUUCAUUUUGUUAGAGAUUGGCUUCUCCAUGGUCUGACUCACAGCGACAAAUUAUGUGAUAUUGCAGGCAUCUGAAAAAUCGAAACUUAAAUCCUUUUGGAAUCUGCAGAGACUCCGUGAUUCUGUAUGUGGCAUUUAAGAUGACAUUUUGACUCCCAAUUGGAUGAGUUCACUGGAAUUGUAAAGAAUCAUGCUCCAGUUGGCAGGAUUAAAGCUGCAGUGCUGCCACAUUUGCAGGUAUUAUUGGAUCAAAGUUCAAAGCCCUGUUCGACACCUUGGACUGGUCCGUCUUGGGACAAGCCUUGAUUCUUGGAGUUGAAGGUGAAGCAGGUUGGACGAGGAAGUUGACUGUUGAUGCAUAUGAUUCAGUGUAAAAGUGUACCAAUGAUGUUUUUAACCUUAAGCAACCCCAUGCUGUUAUUCGCUGGCUAUUUAUAAUGCACUGGAGCUUCUUAAUGACUCAUGAUAAUAUUUUUAUAUGAAAGCAAGACAAAGUUUCUCAUUUGCAAUCCAAAGUAUUUGCUGGCUA